AUAUGUAGAAUCGAAAACCCGAGUUAGUUUUGAGUGGCAUUUUGAAUAGAAAUAAAACAUUGAGAAUGUGGAUAUCUUAUGCCCGUAUUAUAAUAUAUUUUUUUAUAUUUUGAUAUGGGUCUCCACAGAACAGUGUUAGAAUAUUAAGAAAUCUGUAAACUUAGAAGAAAUAUAUUCAUUAAAUCUUAACCUAAUUCCAUUUUUGUAUGCGAUAAAUUUGUGUACGGUGCAGCAACACUGCGAGUUAAAAAUUGGAUUGAAUUACCUAUUUAAGAUGUUGUUCCGCUCAAAUAUCAAAUGUACGUUUUAUUCGAACGCGCCAGAAGAAAAUUUCCUACAAAAUUAUAUAAAUUGAAAAGAAAAAUAUUGAUAUUGAAACUGGUCCCAAAGAUAUUAGUAUCAUUUAAUUUCAUUGUAUGCGUAAAGUGCCAAAACCUUCGGAGAUCAGAGAUCACACCGUCAACGCAAAACAAUGACAAGUUACACUUGGGAAGAAUUAAUAUUGCUACCGUUUAGCGAAUGGUUCCAAUCGGGAAGCACAAAGAUUGAACGUUGAGAGGUUCCCCAAUUAAAGAAGUUUUAACUAAUAACUUUUUGCAAGACUACAGUCGUCUUCGGAUACAUGGAGUGAAAUGUCAUCUGAAAAUAAAUCCGAUGACAACAAAAAAAUUCUGAGCGAUAUACUGCAGUAUGAAACGAAAGACGAAAUUUGUUUGAUCUUUAAAAUAUCUUUUUGAGAAAACAUUUUAGAUAUAACCUUAACAAUUUAGCUAGUUAGCAUAAAAUAUUUUUACAAAAUAAAAAAAAAAAUCAACAAUGCAUCUUUUUCGAAAUGAAAAAAAUACAAAUUACAGAAGCAAACCAUUUAGCACAACAUUGACAUAUGCAUUUCUUGUGAUUACACUUUCGAAAAGUCUGACAGCAUGGGCACCAGAUUUACGUCCAAAAUUAACCCCUAAACAAGAUAUCAUAUUUAGAUAUUUUGGCAACCACACUGAUUUUUUUAAGAUUCUUGACUAUGACCAGACAACGCUUCUACUGGGAGCACGAAAUGCGGUCUUCAACAUCACUUUCGAUGGUCUACGUGAGAACUACAAGCUCGAAUGGGAAUCAUCGGCUGCCGAUCGCGAGCUUUGUGCCCUCAAAGGAAAACGCGAUGAAGAUUGCCAGAACUACAUUCGGGUUUUUGCGCGAAAAAACGAUGGACAAAUAAUGAUUUGCGGUACAAAUUCAUAUAAACCAAGAUGUCGCCAUUACACAGUAACCAACGAUCAGACGUUUGACUUAAUUAAAGAUGUAGAAGCUCAAGGUGUAUGCCCCUAUAGCCCUACGCAUAAUAGCACCUAUGUUUAUACGGGGAGCCAGCUAUAUUCUGCUACCGUUGCGGAUUUUUCUGGCAACGAUCCCUUAAUAUAUCGCGAAAGUUUACGUACUGAACAAUAUGAUUUGAAGCAAUUAAAUCAACCGGAUUUUGUGAAAGCCGUCGAAAGGAAUGGAUACGUGUUUUUCUUUUUUCGAGAAAUCUCAAUGGAAUAUAUGAACUGCGGAAAGGCAAUCUACUCAAGAGUUGGAAGAGUUUGCAAAAACGAUAGAGGUGGGCCUUAUACGUUAUCGAAAAGUUGGACCUCAUUUUUGAAAACAAGGCUAAAUUGUUCCGUUCCUGGAGAAUACCCUUUUUAUUUUAAUGAAAUACAGGCAACAAGUGGUAUCAUAGAGGCAUCAGAAGGCACCAAUGGCAUUGCUUUAAUAUAUGCAGUUUUUACAACUCCUACUAAUGCAAUACCUGGCUCAGCGAUAUGUGCCUUCUCUCUCGAUGAUAUACUGGCAGCUUUUGAAGGACGUUUUAAAUCGCAGAAAGAUAGUACGUCCAAUUGGUUACCCAUUCAGUUAGAGAAUGUUCCCGAGCCUCGACCGGGCUUGUGUGUUGAUGAUUCACGCACUCUAUCAAGUACUUCGGUGAAUUUUGUUAAAAAUCACCCCCUUAUGGAAACUGCUGUACCAACGCUCUACGGACGUCCACUUUUAACAAAAGUCACAAUGGAUCAUCGCCUUACAUCUAUUGUUAUCGAUGAAAAUGUGUCUGCUUUGGACAAGACAGUCUAUAAUGUAAUUUACGCGGGGACAGAUAAUGGAAGCAUUAUAAAGUUCAUCAACAUAUCCCCAACUUUAGACAAUCAUGGUCGCCUGCAAACAGUGAUCAUCUAUGAAACACAAGCCCUUCCCCUAGGAACACCAGUCCGGGAAUUAGUUAUCGCCAGAAAAACGCAAAUGCUUAUUGUAGUUUCUGAUGGCGAUGUUACAUCAAUUCGACUGCACCACUGUACCAGUGUACAACGUUGCGAAGACUGCAUUAAUUUGCAAGAUCCAAAUUGUGUUUGGGAUGUUCAUAAUCAUGAAUGUAAAGCAUUCACCAAUUCCCGCAAAUCAACUCCAAUAAUGAUGGAUGGUUUUAUUCAAAGUCUUAACACAACUGCGAAAAAUACAGCACGAAUAUGUCAGAAAUAUGGUGAUAUUGGAAAUCGUGUCGAUCAAAGACAGAGCCCAUUGGUGUCACAAUCCACUAGAGGAACGGUUUCGGGUGUUGGACAGAUAAUGCCCUCAUUUGGAAGAGAUUUUGACAGUAAUGAAUUUGGAAAAGAAAUAUCUGGUAUGAAAAGAGAUGAUGGUUUAACCAUUUCAACUCUUAAUAAUGAAAAUAAAAUUACUUUAACAUCGGUUGAUUCCAAGGAUUUAUUGAAUUCUUUACCAGACUCAUUCAAUAAUGAAGAUGGCAAGCUAAGUGAAGAAAAACGUUUGCAAUUAGCUGGAAAAAGUUUAUAUUGGGUUCUCAUUCUCAUAGUUCUGACAUCAGUUUUUGUGUUCGGAAUAGUCGUUGGAUUUGCAUCGCGGCGAAUAUGCAAAACAUCUGCAUUUCACACUGAACAUAGAAAUCAAUUAAAUCCAAAACCUCGGCAGUUUUUAAAACGAAACAGUGGAAAAGAUGUUAACCUUUUAGUAAAUUCAAAUGCAUUUUCAACAGUGCUUUGUAAUAAUAAAAAAGAUAAUAUCGGUCAGGAUUUUGUUGGAGACAAGGAUCGCAGUCAUGAAUGUAAAAAUUCAACUGAAAAUUUAGAAAAAGAAAUUCCCUGUAAGACUUCAACGUUGACAAAAGUUAAGCGAACAUAUAUCUAACUGAGAUAGAUUUAAAGUCAAUGUUCUUAUAUUGGCUCACCAACAAAAAAGAAAAGAACAAAUCCAAGGAAAAGUUGGUUAGUUGAAAUCAUUAAUUCAUCGUUGAAAUUACUUCAGCUAUUUUCCAUUUCAUUGGGUGGGCAGUAACUCAUUUUGAAUUCUUAUUUGCACUUAAAUAAAUUAUUUAGUUUAAGUCUCUGCUAUUAGGUCGAGAUAGCUGAAUUAUAUAUUAUUUUUUGCAGAGACAAAAAUAGCAAGAUAAAUUACCUUAUUCAUACUUUUUCUGCAUAAUCUCUCCACAUAAAAUUUUGUUCAGAAUGCAUUAUCAACAUUUUAUUUUGCAUAUUGGUUUUAACUCCAUACUUUUAGUAUUAUUUACUAAAAUACAAAUAUAAUAUAAAGCAGGAAUAUGAAAAGUGAAUGGGAUAAGGUGCACAGCGAGUAGCUUGGGUUAAGACAAGAAAAUAAUUGCAGUGGAGGCGGUCUUUUUGUCCUCGUUUAGACAAGGCAAUUUUCUAAAAAAAUUACCUAAAACAGAAACGAAAAUUUAGAAAAACGGUAACACCUACAGAUUCCUGCAAUAUCAUUUUGAAAACCCAUUAACCCGUUUUAUAAUUAAUUUUAAAUAUUUUUGUUUAAGUGUAAAGUUUUUAAAAAAUUGAACAUUUCCCCUCUUGCCUAGAAGUGUGCAAAUAGACCCACCUGCCAUACGAUAUUUUUUCUUGUCUACUCGAUCUAGACUCUUAGUGCAAUUAUACCAAUCACCGUGCAUAAUAACAUUCGUCGACAGAGUGAGGUUUUUUUUUGUUACUGGUGCACGAACAAAACACAAUUUUUUUGUAGGAUUAAGAUGUUCUGAAUUCGAAUCUCCCCUUUAAAUUUUUUCACAUCAGGUUUUUAAAAUAUGCUGAAGACUAUCAAAAACGGGUUUAAGAAUUCGUUUUAGAAGUAAUCCCAACUCCGAUUUUAGCUACAGAUAUGGACAUUAAAAAAGAAACACCAAACAGUUUUAAAAAUUCAAUUUUUUAUUGACUUAAAAAGAUUUGGUCCUCAUUUUCUUAUUUUUUUUCUUUCAAACUAAAAGUAACCAUUAUCCAUAGUAAAACUAUAACUUAAAAUAUUUUAAAUUAAAAAAUCUAAAAAGGAAACAAUUUUCGUGGAAAAAUAGUUGCAAAGCUUUAUAAAAAAUUAAAUCAAAGCUAUUCUGGAUUUAAUAAUUAUUAUAUUAUCUGGUAGCCUGGCCCUUAGCUUUAAUUACAAUGUCAAUUGAUAUAUUUUACCACUCCCCCAAAAUGUUCUAUAGGAUUUAAGUCAGGCGACUGGGAUGGCCACUCCAAUACUCUGAUUUGUUGGUCUUUAAAAUACUUUUAAGCAGAUUUAGAUGGUGCUUAGGGUCGUGUUGUCCUGCUGUAGAAAAGAUUUGAUAGGCAUGGUCUCGUCUGCAUAUGGAAGCAUUGUAUCCUUCAUGAUAUUUACCUUGAUAGUUUAAUACAUUUUACCCUCAAUCAAAUGUAUUGGUCCAACGCCAUGUCAAGAAAAUUAACUUAAAGUAUGAUACUGCCACCACAUUCUUUACCGUUUUCUGAAUGUAUUUGAGAUUUAGAAAGCCUUCUAUAGAUUUGUCUGUCACUUCCGAACAAAUUUAUCUUUGUUUCAUCCAUCCACAAAGCAUUCCCCUACUUUUUGCCUCCUUUUUGACCCACUCCAAUCAAGAUGGUCGUAAGCCAAUUUAAACCGCGUUGUUGUAUUUUUUCUUUUCUUUAUAAAGGGCACCAUUCUUGCGAUCCUUCUGAGCAAGUUAGCUUCAACAAGUCUUCUACGAACUGUUCUGGAAGUAAUUGGAAUGAUCUUUCAGUCUUCUCUUGGGGUUGUUUUGCUUAGUUUUCCCAGCUGUUUUUGGCUCUCAUCGGUCAAAUUGCUUUUGCAAUCAACUUGAGAGAUUUGAUUAUUAUUCUGGCUAUUUCCCUUAAAGAUUUUGCCUCAACGUUUACAUGGACCCAUGUUUUCCUUAGAAUUAAUUGUAAUAUUAUUAAAAUAAUUUAAAUUUACUUCCUAAAGUGAAUUUAUUGAUUUAUAAAAGUAAAAUAAAAUAUAAAAAAACUAAUAUUUUUGAUACCAUUUAAAUAUUAAAGUUUGUGUUCCAAUGUGUUUCUAUUAUAAUGCCCACCAUCUCAAAACAAUCAACAAGCAAGAAAAAUAACAUGUUAUUUUGUAUAAGAGAGUCUUACUUUUUUGAUAACGGUUAAAACUACUUAUAGUGCAUGUUGUUGUUUUAAUUUGGUUUUACUCUUAGCAACUGUCUGUGCCUAUUUUAAUGUUCAUUUUCAACAUUAUUUUUAUAUUUAUAGUACUAUUCAAUUUUUAUCCAGUAUUUGAGGAAACAUAAACCCAAAAAAAAUAUCUUUGACAAAAAAAUGAAUUUCACCUUUCAUGGCCUUGUACCAAUAAGGAUUUAUUGAUCUCAGCGUUACCUGUGGUAUUACUGGAGCGCUGUUUGAUUAAAUCUUCAAUCUUGUUAAUAUUUAAUGUAAACUGGAUUUUCUUAUUACAGUAUAGCAAAAUAUAAGUGGGAAAAAAUAAUAAUAAUUAAAUUAAAACAUCCUUGAAGGUUGUUGUCUGAUUCAACCGAAUCUUGAGCGCUGUUGCAUGCUAUCAAAAAUCGUUUAUUAUAAGUGAAUAAAUUGUUUUAUCUUAUAUUAUUAUAUUCUCUAAGUUCUCUUUAAAGACAAGUAUUGCCUGAAAAAAAUGUUUCACAAAAUAAAUACCUCCUAAAUAUACGUACGAUGGAAUUUUAAUAAAUAAAUUCGUGCAAAAGAUCAUUUACCUUAUUUUAAAUGAUUUUAUCUUCUUAUUGUCUCUCAACAAUUCACUAAAGUUAACAUCAAAGAAUGGCUAUUUUAUUUUUUUUUUAAUUUCUUUAAUCCAUAUGACAUCUGUAAAGUUAGUCUUAUAAGAGCAUUGGAUGCAACGCUCCUGUCUAUAGUUGGGAAUUCCAAUUAAUUAUUAUUUGAAAGAACUAUCACUAAUUAGACAUGUUCGGAUGGCUGUUUUUAAUAAAAAGGGAAUUAACAAUUGACUAGUUAGUGAAAAGAAAAAAGGUUAAAAUGUUGGAGUCACUUAGUAAAUUGGUUACAAUAGGUACUGUUAAUAUUGCUGGAAGAUAAGCGCACACUCAAGCGGAUUAUAUUAUCCUUAUUAUGUAGACACAGUGUGAGGACUAGGAAAGGGAGAGAGGUGUCGGUGCACAUUGGUUUUGAAUUAGUGAGCUAUUGGAAGCAUUGUUUUAGGAAAUGGAGAGUUUUUUUUCUCGGAGGAAAAGUUUCCAUUUGUAUCUUCCAAAUCGCGCAGUAGGUUUAAAGCUCGCAAGACCUUGUUAAGAGUAUUGUUAUUGAAUAAAUACAAAGGUUGCAGUGGUUAAAGAUUGUACAAGAAAACGUGUAGUUCUGGCUCUAGUUUGGUUACAGUGUCAGGUUGUGGCUCGGAUACAUGUUCAUGUUGUGGUUGAGGUGGCUCAGGUACAAGAUCGGGCUCUAGUUGUCUAGUCUAAUUAAUAGCUUCCAGGGUUCGAGUGGGAAAGUGUGUAUGUAAUUCAAUAUUCAUAAUAUUCUGCUUUUUCAGUUCAGACUAAUCUCUAGCUUACAUCCUGGUUUCUUUUUCCCACCAUCGAAGUCUUAUGUGUUCUUCUUUUGUGAAGAAGAAAUGGUAGGGGGUUUUGAAAAUUAGGUUAAUUGUUUUAAUUUUGACGGUUAUGUAGGAUUAUUUUACCCUGCGAACCCCGAACUAUGAUGCCGUCCACGAUGCUUACGUCUCUACUAGCUAAUUGAUAAAGUUUUAGAGUAAUAGUUGUUCCUACAUAAGGCACGUCAAUGUCGACGAUUGGACCGAUUGUCCAAUGAGGGAAAGCGCAUUAGGUCCCUUGGCUCUUAUGUACAAUGUUAUCGGAACACUGCUCGUGCGUCAAAUUUGAAGAAAUUUGAAAUUUUUAUCGUUUUCAAGAGUUGUAACAGUUUGAUUAUGUAUUUCUUAAAUUAUGAAAUGCUUCAGAAUUACAUUGAAAAGUGCCUAAAUUACAAUUCAAAAUUCUAACAGUGACAAGUAACUAGUACUCAAGUAAAUAAAUGUGAUGUAAAAACAAAAUUUUAAGGUGGAAUAUAAAUAUAUAUUCAUGCAAGGGUUAUGGUUCAUAAAAUUGGUUCAUAUUUAAAACAUGUAUCAAUUUCUUUCAAAUAGAUUACUCACCUCAUUUUAAACCCCAUCAAUGCAUAUAAUUCAAAUACCUGCAAAUACAAUUAAUUUCAUACCAAAUCUCGUUUUUUUCCGAUUAAUUAAUAUUAUUAAGAACAAGAUUAAAUAAAUAGGUACCAAAUAAAAGCUUAUCAGUACUACAUAAUUUCAUUCUCAAAACUGCCGCAGAUCAGAUAUAUGGCCCAUUGAACCGUUUGAUGUUUGUACAAUGUUCAAUUUUAUUUUAAAGUAAAUACUGAAUAGAUCUGCAUGAUUUAAAUAUCAAAUGGAAGGAAUUUUUGUCACAAAUCUGCAAAAUUAAAUAACUUGUAUAAGUAUUUUCCCGAUAUAGCAAAAUAGUUAUUUCAUUUUGAAUGCUUUUUGAUUUGUAUCAUUUUAUCAAAUGUAUGUGUUACCGUUAUUUUCUAAUUUUUUCUGUUUUAGGUUACUUUUUUAAAAGGUUUUUCUUUCGCUUGAAUGGAAAAAAAUAGGCCUUCUCGACCCAGUUUACUCGCACCACUUGAACUUUGUAUACCAAAGACGCAAAGUAAAUUUUCUAUUUCGAUUUGUUUUGAUUCUUUAUAUCUUAAAUGUUUUAGAAUUCUUCUGAUAUCAGCCUUUGAAGAAAGUGGCUUCCUUCUUCAAAAAGAAUUUUUUGUUUUUUACUUAAUAAUAUGUGUUGCAUUCUCAUUGCACAAGAAUACAAAGUGCAAAAAAAAACAGUUAUCAAAAAUGGAGACAUUUUUUAUGCUUGGUGAAGAGAAUUAAUUUUCGAAAACAUCUUUUUUCUUAAAUUUGUAAAAAACUCUUUCAUUUUUUAAUAAUCUUCUUCGUGUUUUUCUGACAUCUUUUUCGUCUUUUUCUGACACAGGAUUAACGCUAACGGGCUGACGAAAAAGACGAAAUCGGAGGUUAUAAUCAGGACUAAUAAUUUGUUUUUAAUAUCAAAUAUCAACAAACUAAAUUUUAACAAAUCAUAGUUAAAUAUGUAUAAAUAAAAACAAACUUCCCGUUAACAAAAAAAUAACGACUCACUAUAGGAUUAAAAUGUUGACUCGCUUGGCACGUGUAUAGACAACAAACAAAACCCAAACUCUGGUACAGCUAUGGCGGCCGUCAAAUUGUGCGAUCCGCAACUAACUUGAUUACCAACAUUAAAAUUCAUAGUGGGAUUUGACGUUGAGUCGGCGAUAUUUCGCACGAAUUUCAAAUUUAAAUAACACAACUUACUGACGAACGAAACACAAACAUUUCUUAUUUUUGUCACUGCAUUAUAAGAGUUGUGGUAUAUAUUUAUUUAUAUACAUCACAGAUUGUAUCAAAUUGAUAAGUUUUCUCAAUUCAAUAAUAAUGUUUAAUAGACAGUCAAUUAAUUGUUGGUUUUCGAGGUUUUGACAUGCCAAAGGACUGACUUUUUAAGAAUUGAUUGUUUUUUUUUUAAUAACUUGUAUUCAAAAUGAAGAACUGAAAUUGGGUGACUAAAUAAAGGUCUUUCCAUUGUUUUAAAAUAAAUUGUAAUCUCAAUAAAAUAUACUAAGACUUUAUUGGUUGAUGACAUCGAGGUACCCAACUUUUUCUAUUCUGGUUUCAAAUAUAAGAGUGUGAACAAUAGUUUAUCUACAAAUAAAAAAAAAACAUUUAACAUGAAAAUUUCGUACUCUGUUAAUUUGUUUUGUAUUACAUUUUGUUUACCAAAGGAUUGGUAAAUAUAUCAAUUUUCCUUGAAGCUUCGUCAUGUUAGUUAUAUAAUAUUUCCGAACAAUUUGUCGGAGUAAUAACUAUCAAAAAGUCUUUUAUACCUAUAUUUUCGUGUCAAUAUCUGUUUCUAGUUUAUUCCUUAGUCGAUUAUAUCAAAACAGUAUUUUAAGCUGGUUAGUUCCUUAAUCAAUAAACCUAAACUCGAUUGCAACUAAUUAUGUGUUAAGUAUAUACCAGUCCAUCAUGACUUUAGUCAACCACCUGGAACUAUUAUAUAAGUUAAAAGUUUAUUUUCUAUACAGUUAAUAUUUUGUUUAUCAGUGUCUUAUACUGCAUGCAGAUAUCUGAAGUCUUCGAAAAGAAACACACUGAUGCAUUAGCUGCCUUCUUUCACUUCCUGUUUCAAAAAGUAAAAAUUAAGAACUUGAGCCAAAAUAAAAUUUGUUUUCUCUUAAUUUAAUUAAAAGUAGGUAAGCUAUUAAGUAGUCUGUUUUAGGAUAUACAAAAUUAUUUUAUUUUGCACGGGUUACUUUUUUGAUUUCUGAGAAAUUCUCGCUGCGAUUAGGUACAGUUUUAAUACUAUUUAUCCUUAUAAUUUGACUGCUUGACUUUUGAUUUAAAAUUUAAACUACAGACAAUUGAAUUCAAAUGUAUGAUACUUCACCCAUUCCAUUGAAUAAUAUCUUAUAGCACCCUAUAAAAUGUAAGAUGUAUGAAAAACAUACUUAUAUAUGUUACAGUUUAGUUAAUUAUUAAAUCAGCUCACCUCACUUAACUUUUGAGCUAGCUCUUUAAUUGAGAGCUAUGACAUAACAUUAAAAGAGAGCUAGCUACAAAGAGAGAUGGUCUGUGAGCUGACGCCGCUCUUUCUGAGCAUAUUUGCAACCCUGAAAACUACUCUUCUAUUUGUAUAAUAUCCCCAAAGCCAUCAUAGGUAGAAUCCUUUAAGGCUACCGCUUUUAUAAGUGCCUCCGAACCUUAUUUCAACUACAUAAUACAUUAAUACAAAUUUGUAUGACACAUGCAUUCUUUCUAUCGAAUUUAUAUUUAAGUAAAAAGAACUUAUUGUUUCUAUGCAAAAUAUGUAACUCAACAUUAAGGCUAACAAAUUGUGUACUGUACAAAUUUACAUUAUAAGAAAACAUGUUAAAAAUAAAAUAAAAAUAAACAUCAAUAAAUUUAUAGAAUAAGCUAAAUUGAUUAUUAUAGCCAAUUUUCUGAAGCCUUUUUAAGUACUUAAUAGGCGUUUGAAUCUUUAAACAUUCUAUUAUGUUUAUUAUGCCUUUAAAUUAUGUAUAUUGAACGAUUUACAAAAACAUAUACAUAUUUUAUAAUAAGAUGCAAACAAAUAUUUUUACAAUUUUGAGAUUUUAAAAAAAAAAUAAAAAAAAUAAGUAUGAAGAUGUUUCAUUCUUUGAAAUUUCCUCGAAAUAAAUGAUUUUUAAGGAACUUAAGAAAGAGUAUUAUAAAAAUGUUGACAAAUGAUGUUAUUAAGAAUAAUUAUUUAAAUAGUUAUUAAAGAGUAAAUGGUAUUAUAUUUUUUUACUCAAUAUUAUAAGCAAUAUUUUAGUUUCUGAACAUUAUUGUUCGUAUUUUAUUUAAAACUUAAAUUUUGCUCUCAAUCUACAAAAUUCAAAAUGUGAUAACAAAUAUAUUACAAAAUAAACAAAUUAAUAUUUCUAUUCGAUGUAAAAAAAGUAACCAUGGUAGGAAUUAUUUUAUUAAAUAAAUCAAAAAAAAAAUAGAAACAA
This is a messenger RNA of Eupeodes corollae, 10844 nucleotides long. Its product is annotated as semaphorin-1A. Lineage: Eukaryota; Metazoa; Arthropoda; Insecta; Diptera; Syrphidae. The record is from RefSeq and is a predicted model, not a curated record. The coding region runs from base 817 to 3171 and encodes 784 amino acids. Gene Ontology annotation, biological process: semaphorin-plexin signaling pathway; negative regulation of axon extension involved in axon guidance; positive regulation of cell migration. The transcript has 8 exons. Gene Ontology annotation, molecular function: semaphorin receptor binding; chemorepellent activity.